AUGAACGCUGAAGUUCAAUAUUUUCAAUAUCUUGCACAAUCUGCUGGAACAGAUAGACGAGUACGAAGAUGCCCAACAGGAUCAGUAAUCAAUAGCCAGGAAUACCAACGGGUAUCCUCGCCUACCUCUUCCCAUCGAAGAAGACCAACACUAGAAUUUACCGACUGGGACUUUCUCUCUGAAUGGGAGAGGUCAACGCAGCCAAAAAAGAAACACCCAAAAUCCGAGUAUGAAACUUCCGAGAACCUUGUCAGCAACCCAAAGAAACCUAUCCCAGAGCGCGAUACACUUCCACGAGCACAGGAUGAAUCCCUAGAAACACCACAAGAAACAGACCCACACAAGCCAUCGAGAAAAAACAAUGGAACGGUCCAGAGAUACAUUAAUCCGGCCUCUAUACUCCUUGCGGUUCUUAUGUUUUCCAUUCUUAGCCACUCUUUCUUUUCGGGAGCCGAAAAUUUCGUUAAAAAUGUAUUAGAAGCUCUUCUUGUAAGAUCUUACUUUUCGUUUCCCAUCCUGAUCAGCUAUGCGCGUUGA
Messenger RNA from Botrytis porri, 537 nucleotides. RefSeq lists its product as uncharacterized. The transcript has a single exon. The record is from RefSeq and is a predicted model, not a curated record. The coding region runs from base 1 to 537 and encodes 178 amino acids. Lineage: Eukaryota; Fungi; Ascomycota; Leotiomycetes; Helotiales; Sclerotiniaceae.